Molecule: messenger RNA, 1690 nt
Organism: Toxorhynchites rutilus septentrionalis
Lineage: Eukaryota; Metazoa; Arthropoda; Insecta; Diptera; Culicidae
Exons: 6
Coding region: 3-1199 (398 amino acids)
Biological process (GO): detection of chemical stimulus involved in sensory perception of smell; sensory perception of smell
Cellular component (GO): plasma membrane
Molecular function (GO): olfactory receptor activity; odorant binding
Source: RefSeq, a predicted model, not a curated record
ACAUGAGCGUCGUAUUUCGUAGAGAACUCCCAACCGAGCUGAAGGUGAUGCCAUUCACACUUCGGGUGAUGACAUUCGUCGGUCUCUGGGAGAAUCGCAAAUGUUUCUAUCGUUUUAUGAUGGCGUAUUCGUGGGGUGCAUUCGUCGUUCUUUUUCCGAAGGCCGUUUUGGGAAUAGGAAGCAAUCGAUUCGAUGCAAUCGCCAAAGGGAUUGCCGAAUUGUUCUACCAGAGCAAUCUAUCGAUAGGGGCUGGAAUACUUGCCGCCAAGAGGAACUACUUCAAGCAGAUGGUUGAUCUGCUGACUGAAGUCAUCGAAGAAGUCACAGGCAAAGACCAACCGGAAAAUUGUUAUGAGGAAAUUCGUAAGCAAAAUCGCGCAAUCAAUAGGUUUGCAAAGUUUUAUGCGAUUUAUGUAACUGUCGGUCCAUUUGUAUUUUGCAUCCCACCGGUAGCCGUCAGUUAUUUGCGAUAUUUUGCUACCAGCGGAAAUAGUUCGGAGGUGCUGGAAUUCGAACUCCCCAUGGAACAAAGAUUCUACGGCUUGCAAAUUCGCACAAAUUUCGUACACUAUAAUAUCUUUGUUCUAUGUUCAAUAAGUGCUUAUUGUGGUUACGCGGUGCUCUCGCUUAUUAAAGUAUCCUCGACGAUUGCCAUGAUGAAAUAUUGUGCCUUGAUGUACCGGUUGAUAGCUAUGCAAAUAAAGCAUUUUAGCACGUUGCCGGAAGAUACCCCUAAAGCACAAAAACUUGCGAGAAUCGUCCGUCUCCAUAACAGCGCAUUUCGUGUGACGCAACUCGCUGAGAAUAUUUUAAACAUCCCACUGAUGGUGCAAUUCAUGUCCUGUAUGCUGUUCUGGUGCUUGGCAAUGUUUUAUGUGUCGACGAACAUUGACAUAUCACUGGUAAAUGUAAUGGUAGUCUUUGCUCUGUCACUGAUCGAAACCUACGGCUAUUCGUACUUGGGUACAGAAAUAUCCAACGAAGCCGCCGAAGUUGGCAGAGCGAUUUACGAUCUGGCGUGGUACGACGAAUCUGCUGAGUUACAAAACCAAUAUCGUCUGGUACUGCAACGCUCCCAACUUGAGACGAGAAUCACGGCGGCUAAAUUUUUCACCGUCGGAAUCGAGCAGUUUGGGAGUAUUACUCAAAUGUCUUACUCGUAUUAUUUGGUACUGAAAGAUUCUCUCUCUGCGCUGUGAGCGCAUGUUGUUAGAGACUGUUCAUUGUGUGCUUUACAUUCCCACCGCUUUGGGCAAUGGAUCAAAUAAUGGGCCUGAUUCUCGAAUACACUUCACGGUGGAAACGAAAUAAACGGCACGCCAUUGAACUACGUUUUACGAGUUAGUGAAGUGUCGAAGAUAAUGAUGAGUUUUCAGGCAGAAUGAGCACUUUUCAAAUAAAAAAUCAUUAAUGAAAAUUAACCUCUUAGUAUCAAACUGGUAUUCAAUGUGAGUGGAAAACUUUGUUUUCUUUGUAUGAUACAAUAAUCUCAUACAAAAGUUUAAUCUGAAGAUAAUUUGAUUUUAUAAUAAUAAAUUUAGUGGGAAACUAAUCUCGCAUCCAGAUGUCGACACCGUACUGUUGUCAUCGCGAAUGCGUUUCAUACCGUUUCCAUCGUGAAGUGUAUUCGUAGUGUAUUCGAGAAUCAGGCCCAAUAAAUCAGCUACAGCUACAACUAAACGGCUUAAUU